GCGGGUUACUCCCACUCGCGCCAUACCAAUCACUCUUCACUCUUUUUCUGAGAGCUUCAAAGCCAUGGACCCACCAACCUUCUGAAAUUCUAUGCUCCGACGACAACCGCCAUGCCCAGAUAGCUACCUCAAAUUCCCUAAAAUCGCAUUCCCGAACCCAAAAAAAUGAGAUAUUUACGAUUCAUUUCCCCACAUUUUUCCUGCAUUAAAAAAACCCUAAACCCCCCAAAUCCUAUUCCCAUUUCGUCUCUCCAAUCGAAACCCCAGAUUUUCUCUCAUGUAGUGUGCAAUUACACCACCGCUGUACCGGAGCAGACGCCGCCGCCGCCGUCCGAAUCGGUAUCGGCGAUCGCGGACGAGAUCUCGGGCCUGACUUUGCUCGAAGUCUCGGACCUCACGGAGGUUCUGAGGGAGAAAUUGGGGGUGAAGGAGAUGCCGGGGAUGGUGAUGAUGAUGCCCGGGAUGGGAUUCGGCGGCUUGAGGGGGGCCGGAAAGGGCGGCGCGGCGGCGGCCAAAAGCGAGGAGAAGGCGGAGAAGUUGGUGUUUGAUGUAAAGCUCGAUUCUUUCGACGCUGCGGCGAAGAUCAAGGUGAUUAAGGAGGUGCGGACGUUUACGGAUUUGGGGCUGAAGGAGGCCAAGGACUUGGUGGAGAAGGCGCCUACGCUGUUGAAGAAGGGGGUUACGAAGGAGGAGGCCGAAUCGAUUGUUGCCAAGAUGAAGGAAGUUGGUGCCAAAGUUUCUAUGGAGUGAGGAGGAGAGAUGCUUGAAGAAGUUCAAGUUUCAGGUGGCAAGGAUUGUUAAAAUGUAGAGUAGCAAAAUAGUGAUUCAUCACAGUGGAAGUGCAGUUAACCGAGUCUAUUAGGAGAUCUUCAUGAUGAAAAGCAUUCGUUUUUUGAAAGGCAUUCAUCGAUACAGUUGCUUUGCUCAUCUUUCUUUGAGUAAGAAUAAUGUAUCUGCACAAGUUUUGUUUCGAUUUGUUACAUUCAGUCCUAUCUUCUACUUCAUUACGUUUACUUUACCAACUGUUGUAGACCUAGCAUUUUCGUAAAUUGAUUCACAAAGUUGAAUUUAUGAUA
Molecule: messenger RNA, 1076 nt
Organism: Malus domestica (apple)
Lineage: Eukaryota; Viridiplantae; Streptophyta; Magnoliopsida; Rosales; Rosaceae
Biological process (GO): translation
Cellular component (GO): ribosome
Molecular function (GO): structural constituent of ribosome; mRNA binding
Source: RefSeq, a predicted model, not a curated record